Cotesia glomerata is the source of this 1343-nucleotide messenger RNA. RefSeq lists its product as uncharacterized. NCBI's taxonomy places the organism in Eukaryota, Metazoa, Arthropoda, Insecta, Hymenoptera, Braconidae. Gene Ontology annotation, molecular function: zinc ion binding. The record is from RefSeq and is a predicted model, not a curated record. The transcript is spliced from 3 exons. Bases 1 to 792 code for a protein of 263 amino acids.
AUGCUAAGACACGUUUUAAACGUUGUGGAAACAGAAGAUUUAAAUAAACAUUCAACCAUAACCUGCUCAGUUGUCGCUCAAACCAAAGUUUCCGAGGUGUACAAUAUAAAAAUUCAUCUUGACGAUAAUCGAAAUAUUAUAAGUGCUAACUGCAACUGUAAAGCUGGAGUAGCGCAGCAAUGCAAGCAUAUAUGUGCCGCAAUACACUUCGUUAACUCACCGGAUUCUGCAGCUAGUAAAACUAGUCAAUCGCAAGGAUGGGGUAAACCCUCGCAUCGGCAGCUUUUGGGUUAUGACAAAGGGGCUCGAAUUUCAACUUUAUUUCCACCUCCUCCUUUAUGUAGUAAAGCCGAAAAAUUGACUCCGUUUCAUGUUACUACUGAAAACUUGAAGGAGUUUGUGCCUUUUUCACCUUUAUUUCAAAUUCUUCAGUUUGAAGAGAGAAAUCAGGUCGAGAUUAUUGCUGCUGAAACCUUGGCUGAAAUUAAGCGGAUGACAGAUAAAAAUAAUUCAUUAGAAAAAGCAAAAAAAGUCACUUUGGACAUUUUCACUCUUCAACUAGUUAAUAAUUUACAUGGUGUUGAGUGUGAAACGCUUAAACAAUGGCAUGAUUUUUAUCAAAAUAAAGUCUGCUGUUAUGUAGAUAAGGCACUAUCAAUAAGUAUUGGAACGAUUGAUCAGUCUGAAAAAUCUGAGUGGUUUGAGGAAAGAAAGUUGCGUAUCACUGCUAGCAAUGGUCACAAAGUGAAAGGAAAUCGUUUUGACAUUGAGAAAAUUAUUGAUGAGUUUUAGAAUCCUAGUAAACAUGAAACCUCUGCUAUGAGUUAUGGAAAAAAAAACUGAAGAAAUUGCUCUCAAAGAAUACAAGAAAUUACUACAACCAAAUUGGGAAGUAGUCAGAGUUGGUCUUAUCGUUAAUAUUCCUCAGCCGUGGAUGUCAUGUAGUCCAGAUAGUAUUCUAAUUUAUGGGCCAAAUAUUUGGCAGAAAAAACUCAUUGAAGUGAAAUGCCCAUAUUCAUGCCGUAAUCAACCGAUUUUCAACGAAGAAUCACUGGAAAUCCACGUUCAAUACUUAAGAUUCGAUGAAAAUGGAUUGCACUUAAGCACAACUCACUCAAUUUACACUCAAAUUCAGCUUCAAAUGUACGUCACAAACAUUGCUUUUUGUGAUUUAUUCAUCUAUUCACCUAUGGGUAGUGUUUUAAUAACUGUUGGACGAGAUGAGGCUUUUCUUAACAAAGUAAUACCUGCACUCCAAAAAUUUUACUUCCAACAUUAUCUUCAAAGAUUAUUUUCUAUGCAUUCUAAAAAAAACUAGAUGCAUUUUCUAUCUGCAAUAUUUA